AUGACAGUAUACUUGUAUAGAGAAAUGGGUAUGCCUGCAGUAUAUGGAGCGCUUAUCGUUGUGGCUGCUGUUCCCUUCCAAAUAUAUCUUGGAACUUCCACUGCUUUUUAUAGGAGUGACACCGCAUUAAAAUCAGACGAAAGAGUUAAAUUAAUGAAAGAAAUUAUAAUGGGCAUUGAGGUGAUUAAAAUGUACACCUGGGAAGCACCAUUCAGAAACAUUAUCGACACCGUUCGACGGCAAGAAAUACUGAGUAUCAAAAUGUCGUCGUACAUCCGUGGCGUGAUAAUGUCUUUCAUAAUGUUUACGGCGCGCUUCAGCAUUUUUAUCACCGUUCUUCUUUAUGUCACCUACGUGGACCGUAUCACCGUGGAGAACGUUUUCUUCCUCACUUGCUACUACAACAUUAUGAGGCAAACUAUGACUCUGUUUUUCCCACAGGCUGUUGGGCAAAUCGCAGAAAUGCACGUAGCGAUACAGCGAAUCCGUGACUUUUUAAUGAGCGAGGAAUGUCACCUGCCAACUCGCGAUCAGAUUUCAACUGAUAAUAAAUUUCGAAAAAAGAAACCAAAAAAAAGAGUAACAAUUUCAAGCUCGCUUACAACUAUAAUAGGAGCAGUUGGUUCAGGCAAGUCCACAAUAUUACACAUGAUGCUCAGUGAGCUACCCACCUCUAGUGGCAGCAUGAAAGUAACCGGCAAUGUGAGCUACGCUAGUCAAGAUCCAUGGUUAUUUGUUGGUGAGAUUCUGGAACAGGAAUUAGCAAUCAUACAACUAAUGCAAGAUAAAACUCGUGAAGUACGUGAAGAAGAGUCUACACCAAAUCUGCAAAGUCAAUCGAUGCUUCUACCCAGCGCAGUCAGCUUAACGCGACGCCACCUGUCAAUAAUACUAGGCAUUUCUAGCUGUGCUGAUCAAGAACUAGAAGCAGAAGCACAGGCCACAGGAAGAGUCCGUGGAUCGGUGUACAAAGAAUAUUUCUUAGCAGGCACAUCUUACAUCUAUGUUUUUAUUGUCUGUAUGAUGUUCAACCUCGCGCAGUUUUUUGCUAGCGCCAGUGACUUUUGGAUAAGCAGAUGGAGUCUCAUUGAAGACCAUUUGACGGGAGACCCUACCAUAGACAACUUGAUAUGGUCACAAGGCGGCUUGUAUCGCAACCAUUACGUUGUUAUAUUCGGCAUUCUUACAAUUGCGACCGUCGCCGUUGCCCUAUUUCGAGCUUUUCUGUUCUUUUCGCUGUGCAUGAAGUCCUCUAUAAAGUUACACGAUCAAAUGUUCGAUUGCAUAUCACAAUCGCCUAUGAGUUUUUUCCACGCAAAUCCAUCAGGCAGAAUAUUGAAUCGUUUUAGCAAAGACAUGGGAGCUGUCGACGAGCUAUUGCCACAAGCAAUGUUAGAUUGUUUUCAAGACAUUUAUAUAUACUCAUCAGCUCGUAGUCCAGUAUUCGGUCACGUAAACGCAACGGUAUUGGGUCUUGCAACGAUCCGCUCAUUUGGCGCGCAACAGCUGCUCACGCAAGAGUUUGACCGCCAUCAAGAUCUGCAUAGCGCGGCGUGGUACCUCUUUAUCACGUGCAGCCGAGCCUUUGGAUACUUCCUCGAUAUUAUCUGUUUACUGUUUAUUAUCUGCGUCACGUUCAGUUGCUUGAUGAAAACCGAUAUCGAAGGCAGUAAUGUCGGUCUUGUUAUAACUCAGUCGAUAUCCCUAACUGGUAUAUUCCAGUGGGGUAUGCGGCAGUCAGCAGAGAUGGAGAAUCAAAUGACUAGCGUAGAAAGAGUUCUUGAAUAUACAAAACUGCCACAGGAACCUGCACUGAAAAUUGGGGCUGAUAAAGCACCUCCUGAGGAUUGGCCGUCGGAAGGAGCUAUACAAUUCGAUAACCUCAGUUUAAAAUAUACUCCUGAUGGCAACUACGUGCUUCAUAAGUUAAACUUUGAUGUUCGUCCACAAGAGAAGAUCGGCAUCGUGGGUAGAACUGGUGCGGGGAAGUCCUCCAUAAUACAAGCUAUGUUCAGACUAGCGUAUUUGGACGGAUCACUAAGAAUUGAUGGCAUUGACAUAUCUACAAUUGGUCUACAUGAUUUAAGGGAAAAAAUAUCCAUUAUUCCUCAGGAGCCAGUGUUAUUUAGUGGAACGUUGAGAAAAAAUUUGGAUCCUUUUAACGAGUUCCCCGACGAACUGCUGUUAAAAGCUUUAAACAAUGUCGAGUUGCUUAAUAUUGAAGAAGGUGUAGGCGCUUUAUACAAACAAGUAUCCGAGUGCGGAACUAACUUCAGUGUAGGUGAGCGCCAGUUGGUGUGCCUAGCGCGCGCUAUUGUACGCAAUGAGCGCAUUUUGUUGCUGGACGAGGCGACCGCCAACGUGGACGCACAGACCGACGCGCUCAUUCAAACCGCGAUCAGACUGCAUUUUAGUGGAUGUACUGUAAUCACUAUAGCCCACAGGCUCAACACCGUCAUCGACUCAGAUAAAGUGAGCUCACAUUACAAUUCACUACUUUUUAAUAGCCCGUAG
Parnassius apollo (apollo) is the source of this 2514-nucleotide messenger RNA. The record is from the annotation of a GenBank genome assembly. Lineage: Eukaryota; Metazoa; Arthropoda; Insecta; Lepidoptera; Papilionidae.